GACAUGACCAUCGUUCAAAAGGGAAUCGAAGGCUUCCCCCCGCUGAACUUUUCUUAUUCUUGAUAAUAUUCAUAAUAUCCACGCUCAAUCUAUACUUUUGAGAAUCCCUUCUAUUAAGACUACUUAAAUACGAAGGGAAAGAAGUUUUAGAUAUUGAGGCUCCUGUUUGUCAGCAUACGCGUACCGCGUAACUAUCUAUUUUGGCGAUAUAGGAAGAAAUCAUCGAACGAUUCUUGACGGUCAAGAAAAACACGUUUAUAUAUAUUCAUUAUUUUCAAGAGUUUUCAGAGCGACAAAUCACAAGGCUAGGAAAAUGGAACCUACCUCUGUGGUUAAAAAGGCUACCCCUUCAUCCGUCUCCAAAUCUUCUAGAUUGCACAGUUCAACCAACGACAGAACCAAGCCAGACCCUUCUAUCGACCUGGCUCUUCUACGCAAACCACUUUCACGUGUCGCCACGCAUCCCACUCUCACGCCGUUUCGGCGGCGGGUCUACCGUACGCUCCUCUCUGUGCCCCACGGCCGCUGGACAACAUACUCCGCAUUAUCAAACCAUCUCAACUCCGGGCCACGCGCAAUCGGGAAUGCCAUGAAAACCAACCCAUUUGCGCCGGCUGUGCCGUGUCACAGGGUGCUGGCGACGGACCGGACGUUGGGCGGAUACAAGGGCGCGUGGAAUAAUGGCGGCGAGUACUCGGUAGAGAAGAGGAAGUUGUUGGACGGCGAGGGAGUUGAAUUUGAUGAAAAGAACAGGGCGAGAGGGGAUUGUUUCGUUGAUUUUGUGGAUAUGGGAAGUAUUUAGGCUUAAUUCCUUUCGCGUUGGCUGUCUGAUUGGUCUGUUAGUGAUUCUUGGAGAUGCAAACUGUUAACCGUUCAAAAUAUAACAUGAUAUUGAAA
Molecule: messenger RNA, 897 nt
Organism: Talaromyces proteolyticus
Lineage: Eukaryota; Fungi; Ascomycota; Eurotiomycetes; Eurotiales; Trichocomaceae
Product: 6-O-methylguanine DNA methyltransferase
Exons: 1
Coding region: 314-802 (162 amino acids)
Biological process (GO): DNA repair
Molecular function (GO): methylated-DNA-[protein]-cysteine S-methyltransferase activity
Source: RefSeq, a predicted model, not a curated record